AUGCUCGUCUUAAACCUGCUUGUUAUACCAGAGGAGGAGCCACAGCUCGUGACACCAGCUUGUUCUAUGCCUCAAGCACCUGGAGCUACUGGAGAUUAUCAUACACUUUUGACAUCAAAUGUAAUAGCUAUAGCCAAGGGGCUUUCUACUCCAUUGGAGCCUUCACCUCACAUUUUUGUGCCUGGACAGGAGGAUUGUAAACCUGGUCGUAGUGAAGGUUACUUUGGAUUCCUACACAUAAAGGCUAUUGAUGAUGCUGGGCAUCACAGGGCAACUAUGGUGAAAGUAAAAUCUUUUGAAGCUGUAGAUAUAGCAAUUGGUCAAUUGGUCCUGCUACUUGGUAGGCAGAAUGCAGUGGGGCUGCCUACUACCUAUUCUCUGUGUAUCACAGGAGAUCAUUCAACUCCUGUUGAAUAUGCUAACCACAAUUAUGAACCUGUACAUUGUACCCUAUGUCAUCUAAAAGACUUUGUCAAUGCAAAAGUGUAA
Molecule: messenger RNA, 489 nt
Organism: Cryptomeria japonica (Japanese cedar)
Lineage: Eukaryota; Viridiplantae; Streptophyta; Pinopsida; Cupressales; Cupressaceae
Exons: 2
Coding region: 1-489 (162 amino acids)
Molecular function (GO): metal ion binding
Source: RefSeq, a predicted model, not a curated record